This is a messenger RNA of Ruditapes philippinarum (Manila clam), 1377 nucleotides long. RefSeq lists its product as uncharacterized. NCBI's taxonomy places the organism in Eukaryota, Metazoa, Mollusca, Bivalvia, Venerida, Veneridae. The transcript is spliced from 5 exons. Bases 72 to 734 code for a protein of 220 amino acids. The record is from RefSeq and is a predicted model, not a curated record.
CAUCAUUCUAUUUGUUGGUGCACUGUUUAUUGAUGAACAUAAUCUGGUAGAAUAUACAUAUUUUUAACAAUAUGACAGAAAAAGACUUGAAUAACUGGAUGACAGCAAUAAGUGGUGCUGAUAUAAACAUAGAAGACUCACAGAAAGCUUACGGACAAUGGGCUAGUACAUACAACAAGGAUUCAGAAAAAUACAGAUUUAAUAAUUAUCUCAAAAUUGCCGAGAUACUGCAAGGCCUUUAUCCGGAGGACAAGCGAGGAAACACUACAAUUCUGGACAUUGGUGCUGGCACCGGGCUUGUAGCAAAAGAGCUACGGAAACAUGGAUUUCAGCACAUAGACGCAUUGGAGCCAUCAGAAGCCAUGCUAGAUGAGGCGCGUAAGAACAACUUGUAUGAGAAUUACUUUGUUGAGUUUAUCACAGAAUCACCGUCAAGUAUUCCUGCAAACAGUUAUGACGUAUUAACUGGAGGUGGAAUAUAUGCAAAUGAAGCUCACGUGCCUUGUGGCGCCAUACAUGAGAUGAUAAGGCUCGUCAAGUCAGGAGGAUAUGUUGUUAUAGCAGCUAGUCAUGAUCUUGUUAGAGCUAGUGGAAAUUACAAAGAAUUAGAAACGCUGAUGGGAAAACUGGAGACGGAGGGUAAAUGGCAGAAAGUGGUGCGAGAAACUUGGCUAGCAGAAUCAGUUGAAAAUAAAACAGUGGAAAGAAUAGCGUGGUGCUACAAAGUUCUUUGAAAUGUAUUUUGGCGUUAAUUAUGGUUGAUUUUGAAUAUAAAAUUACUGUAUCUACAUGCAUAAUCAAUAUACCAGAAUGUCAUCAGAUUUUUGUAUCUUCCAACAAAAGCACGUUAAUACAGUUGAAAUAGAAAAGAAGAAAAAAGGAAACAAGAGAUCAUACAUGUAUCUUCAACAAGGUUUUUUUGUCAUUAAACUGUGUUGGAAUUUCUAACUGUUCAAACAUGGGGCUACACGCUAAUCCCCUGAUUAUUAUCAGCGUCUACACAGUAUCCCAUAGAAUAAUAAAGUAAAAAAAAUAGUUAUGAAAGCUAACCUGGACCGCUUUCCUGCCUCGGGCAUAUCAUAAAAAUUCACGUGGUAUAGUCACCAUUGCCAUGAUAGAGCCAAAGACCAAGGCUAAUGAUUUUGUGGAUUAAGGUAAUUUACAAUGUACAUCCUUUUAAACCCAUUGCGAAGCGCCACCAAUCAGUGUAAUUAACACAUUAUUAUUAUUAUUAUUAUUAUUAUUAUUAUUAUUAUUAUUAUUUUUAUUAUUAAAAGUAGAUAAUGAUGUUAGAUUUUUUUCCAAUUUGGGAGCAAGACCAGCCCAAGACAUUAACAAUGGGCAAUUAUACAAUGCAUCAAGUAAUAUACAUACAUA